AUGAAUGAAAAACAGCUCAAUCGCAUACUCCAAGAGGGCGAUAUAGAUGCUAUUGAAAAAGAGUUAAAAAGUGGUUUGAAUGUUGAUUUUACUUUUCAAGAGUUGUAUGCAACUAGUGACAAUAAUGGCUACGCUCUGCUUGACGUUGCAGUGGCAGCCCGACAAAAAGAAGUUGUCCAAUUUCUUGUGGACUGGGGUGCAGAUGUUAACAGAAUGCGUAAAUGGCCCGGGGCUACAAAAGAAUUGAUUAACUCCUUCUUUCUGCAGAACACAUGCAUGUAUCCUUGUCUAGUCCGUGGAGAUGUAGAAAUAGCAAGCAUCCUCGUGAAAGCAGGGUUUGACGUGAAUCUACAAGACAUCCGGCAGUGUUCUUCACUUUGGCACGCGGCUGAUUCCGGAAAUUGUAAACUAGUAGAUGUUAUUUUAAGUUCUCCCACUGUAAACGUUAAUUUACCUGAUAUGACUUUUUUACACCCACUUCAUGUGGCUGCUCUUCACGGACACAGCAAAAUCAUCACAUCUCUUCUGAGAAAAGGGGCUAAUGCGAACGCAGUUCACGUGUUUGGAAAUACCCCUCUAAUCUUGGCCUGUAAGACUAAUUGUUACGAGUCAGUACAUCAGUUGCUUCUCUAUGGAGCAGAUGUAAAUGCCGCAAACAUUUAUGGUGUGACACCGCUAUCUAAAUUUUUGCACAAUCCUUCAACGCUUCAAGAUGUACGAAUAUUUGGCUUACUUUUAAAGGCAGGUGCUUUGGUCUUUGAGUGCGAGUUAAAAGAAUGGAAGCAGCAAGAAGAUUUACAGGUUUUCUCAGAUUAUCCACAGAUUUAUGAGACUCUAAUUCUGAUGUCAUCGAGUCCUCCAUCUUUGAAGACUCUAACGUGUAAAUUUAUACGAUUUAGAGUUUUGCAAUGUUUAAAAGAUACAUCGGGUGAUAUCUAUUCAAAAAUCCAUCAAUUACAACUACCAUCUGUUCUUAAGAAAGAAUUAUUGCUGGAAUGUUAAAAAUCAAUUCCAUGAGGUACGCGAAUCGAAUAUUUAAAAAAAUAUUUUGUUCUACAUUGAUUUUGUCCUGCAUGAAAGAUCACUAUUGUUCCAAUUAAUUCUAUGGCAUCUAUGUUUGAAAAAGAACUUGCAUUGUCAAUCAACAAUUAAUGAGGAAGUCUACUGUAUGAAUUUCUUGUAAUUUGUUAAGUCAUGAUUUUUUGAAGGAUUCUUUUUUACGUACACUUUUUGUUAGUUUAUAUCAAUUUCGUUUAUAGGACGAGUUUUUAAAAAUAUG
Molecule: messenger RNA, 1279 nt
Organism: Saccostrea echinata
Lineage: Eukaryota; Metazoa; Mollusca; Bivalvia; Ostreida; Ostreidae
Product: ankyrin-1-like
Exons: 1
Coding region: 1-1002 (333 amino acids)
Biological process (GO): protein localization to ciliary inversin compartment
Cellular component (GO): ciliary inversin compartment
Molecular function (GO): protein binding
Source: RefSeq, a predicted model, not a curated record